Aspergillus alliaceus is the source of this 1274-nucleotide messenger RNA. Its product is annotated as P-loop containing nucleoside triphosphate hydrolase protein. The transcript is spliced from 2 exons. Gene Ontology annotation, biological process: ribosomal subunit export from nucleus; translational initiation; translational termination. The record is from RefSeq and is a predicted model, not a curated record. Gene Ontology annotation, molecular function: ATP hydrolysis activity; ribosomal small subunit binding; ATP binding. Bases 87 to 1178 code for a protein of 363 amino acids. Lineage: Eukaryota; Fungi; Ascomycota; Eurotiomycetes; Eurotiales; Aspergillaceae.
GUCUGCGUUCAAAAGGCCGAUGUGUAAGAUAUCUAUACUUGCCCGAUUAUAGCUUCUGGCACUAGUUCUGACACUGUCACAGUUACAUGUUUGACGAACCGUCUUCUUAUCUUGAUGUUAAGCAGCGUCUCGCUGCCGCCCGUACCAUCCGAGAGCUCCUACGACCCGAUGACUAUGUUAUUGUUGUUGAGCACGAUUUGGCCGUCCUUGACUACCUUUCCGAUUUUGUUUGUUUGCUUUAUGGAAGACCCGCUGUUUAUGGUGUUGUUACAUUGCCUGCUUCCGUUCGUGAAGGUAUCAAUAUCUUUUUGGAUGGUCAUAUCCCAACCGAGAACCUGCGUUUCCGAGACGAAUCUCUCACCUUCCGUCUCGCCGAAACAGGUGAUGAAUUCCUUGUUGACAAGGGCCGUUCUUUCAGCUACCCUAGUAUGGAGAAGACCCUUGGUAACUUCCACCUGAAGGUUGAUGGGGGUAGGUUCACGGAUUCCGAAAUUGUCGUCAUGAUGGGAGAGAAUGGUACUGGCAAGACCACCUUCUGUAAGAUGCUCGCUGGCGCCGAAAAGCCCGAUAACGAUAUCUCGGUGCCUAAGUUGAACAUCAGCAUGAAGCCUCAAAAGAUCACCCCUAAGUUCCAAGGCACUGUCCGUCAGCUGUUCUUCAAGCGUAUCAAGGCUGCUUUCUUGUCGCCGCAGUUCCAGACCGAUGUUUACAAGCCUCUCAAGAUGGACGAUUUCAUCGACCAGGAAGUUCAGAACCUGUCUGGUGGUGAAUUGCAGCGUGUCGCCAUCGUCCUGGCGCUCGGAAUGCCCGCUGACAUUUACCUGAUCGACGAGCCUAGUGCUUAUCUUGAUUCCGAGCAGCGUAUCGUGGCCGCCAGAGUUAUCAAGCGUUUCAUUAUGCACACCAAGAAGACCGCUUUCAUUGUCGAGCACGAUUUUAUCAUGGCUACUUAUCUUGCUGACAAGGUUAUUGUUUUCGACGGCAAGCCCUCUAUUGACGCACACGCCAACGCUCCCGAGUCUCUAGUCACUGGCUGCAACACUUUCCUGCGUAACUUGGAUGUUACCUUCCGUCGUGACCCCAACAGUUACCGCCCUCGUAUCAACAAGUACCAAAGUCAAAUGGACCAGGAGCAGAAGCUGAGCGGCAACUACUUCUUCUUGGAGGGAGAGAAUUGAAAAGGUUGUCCCAGGGAAGCGUGACCGCGGCCAUCGUAACAAGAAUGAUGAUCGCGAUUCCCACCAGCGGCAAGAUCGACGUCGCGGGAAACGGAG